Molecule: messenger RNA, 1607 nt
Organism: Cajanus cajan (pigeon pea)
Lineage: Eukaryota; Viridiplantae; Streptophyta; Magnoliopsida; Fabales; Fabaceae
Source: RefSeq, a predicted model, not a curated record
ACUGAUUCCAUUUAUUUCAUAUGAGCAAAAAAAUAAUGAGUAGUUGUUUUAUGAAACUAUUUUAUGCACUUGUGCUGCUUUUAUCGAAUGCUGCAGGACCUGUUCUUAGUGCAGAAAUAAAGUGCAUAGAGAGUGAGAGACAAGCACUCCUCAACUUCAAACAAAGUCUCUUACAUGAUUAUGGCAUGUUGUCUACAUGGAGGGACGGUGAUAACAAUACAGAUUGUUGUAAAUGGAGAGGCAUACAAUGCCACGAUGAAACUGGUCACAUACAGUUACUCGAUCUUCAUGGUGAUCGGUAUGCAGAUGCACAAUAUUUGGAAGGUUCAAUCAAUCUCACUUCGUUGAUUGACUUGCAUAAUAUUCAACAUCUAGAUCUCAGCAAUAAUUUUUUUCUAGGGAGUCAUAUCCCAGAAGAACUCAUUGGCUCCUUCACCAACUUAACAUAUCUCAAUCUCUCAUACUCUAGGUUUGAGGGGAGCAUUCCAUGCGAACUUGGAAAGCUUACACAUUUACAGUAUCUGGAUCUACGCAACAAUUAUCUCUAUGGGGAACUCCCUUUUCAACUUGGAAACCUAACACAUUUACAGUAUCUGGAUCUAAGCAGUAAUGAUCUCAAUGGAGAAAUCCCUUAUCAAGUUGGAAAUAUCUCACAGUUGAGGUAUCUUGAUCUUUCAGGAAAUUCAUUUUCUGGAGCACUCCCUUUCCAGGUUGGGAAUCUUCCUUUCUUACACACUCUUGGACUUGCUGAAAAUUUUGAUGUCAAAUCUAAGGAUGCUGAAUGGUUCUCUAAUCUCUAUUCCCUAACAAUUCUUCGCUUGGAUUCUUUUCGUAAUCUUGGCUCCUCUCAUCAUUGGUUACAAAUAAUCAACAAGCUUUUUCGAAACUUAAGAGAGUUGAGGUUGGUUGAUUGUUCUCUUUCAGAUACUGAUCUUCAAUCUCUGUUUUAUUCAGGUUCCAACUUUUCCUCUUCUCUUGCUAUCCUUGAUCUUUCUUAUAAUAUGCUGACAUCCUCAUCAUUUCAACUGUUGUUAAACAUUAGCCUUAAUCUUCAGGAGCUUUAUCUUUCUCAUAAUAACAUUGUUUUCUCAUCUUCUUUCUUUCCAAGCUUUCCUUCUCUUGUGAUCCUUGACCUUUCUUAUAAUAAUAUGACAUCAUCAGUCUUUCAAGGUGGUUUCUACUUCGGCUCAAAACUUCAAAAUCUUUAUUUGCUAAAUUGUAGUCUUAUGGAUAGAAGUUUCCUUAUGUCAUCAGCUUCCAUUAUGAAUUAUUCAUCUUCCCUUGUCUCCCUUUAUCUAUCCUCCAAUUUGUUGAAAUCAUCAACGAUAUUUUAUUGGCUCUUUAACUCAACCUCCAAUCUUCGUUCCCUUUACCUUUAUUAUAACAUGUUAGAAGGUCCCAUCCCUGAUGGAUUUGGGAAAAUGAUGAACUCUCUUGAAGUUCUUGACCUCCAUGAUAACAAAUUGCAAGGCAAGAUUCCAUCUUUCUUUGGGAACAUGAGCAGAUUGCAGAUAUUAGACCUCUCUAAUAACAAGUUGAAUGGCGAAAUUUCUAGCUUCAUUGAAAAUUCUUCAUGGGAACUCAUUGUCUCUGAAAUUUGUUCCUAG